Messenger RNA from Didymodactylos carnosus, 1671 nucleotides. The record is from the annotation of a GenBank genome assembly. Lineage: Eukaryota; Metazoa; Rotifera; Eurotatoria; Philodinida; Philodinidae.
AUGAAAGGUCUUGUUGCAUUAAUUACUGGUGGUGCAUCUGGAUUGGGUUUAGCAUGUGCUCAACGGUUUGUUCGACAAGGUGCACGCGUUAUCAUCUGUGAUUUACCAACGUCAAAAGGUUCACAAGUUGUUCAAGCAUUGACUGAUAUGACACAAUCCGUAGCCGCUAAAUCAAAUAUUAAUAAUCCAGAUGAUGAAGAUGACCAACUCGGUAGCAAUAGUGAUGAUUAUACAAAUGUUGAUACAACACAAACGGGAAAUGUUGAUUUAGAAGAACAUCAGAAAUUACUGAGAGGCCAACAAAUAGCAUCAGAUACAUCAUCAUCAUCAUCAUCAUCAUCAUUAUCAUCACAACAAGCCAUUUUUUAUCCAGGUGAUGUUACAAAUGAAAAUGAUGUUCAACAAAUAUUUGACCGUAUUAAACAAACGUACGAUCGAUUAGACGUCGUUGUAAAUUGUGCUGGAAUUGCCUGUGCAUUUCGUACAUAUAAUAUAAAUAAACGAUCGAUGCACGGUUUAGGAGAAUUUCAAAAAGUUAUUAAUGUCAAUGUUUCGGGAACAUUUAAUGUUUUGAGACGGGCAUGCCAUUUAAUGGCUGAUAAUCAACCGAAUGAAAAUGGUCAACGUGGUGUAAUUAUUAACACAGCUAGUGUUGCUGGAUAUGAAGGACAAAUUGGACAAGUGGCUUAUGCAGCGAGUAAAGGUGCCAUUGCAUCGAUGACAUUGCCAUUAGCACGAGAUUUAUCGAAUAUGGGUGUCAGAGUUUGUGCUAUUGCUCCCGGUGUAUUUCAUACGUCGAUACUAAAUGCAUUACCAAUAAGAGUUAAACUAUUAUUAGGUAAUAUGGUACCAUUCCCUAGUCGUGUUGGUAAACCAGAUGAAUUUGCUCACAUGGCACAAUCAAUUAUUGAAAAUCCCUAUUUAAAUGGUGAAGUUAUUCGUUUAGAUGAUUCAUUUUAUUUAAUUCAGUUACAAAAUAUGCAACAACGAACGCGUAACACUCAAAAAUCACAAUUUGGUAUUAUUUUAUUGAUAUUUGAAUUAACUCGAGCUAGUCACAUACCACCGAUUACAUUAGUCAUCAUUGGUUUAAAUAUUCUAAUCUAUUGGGAUAUGAUACCAAUUUCAAUACUUGAAUCAUCCGAUUUAGAAAGUGUAUGUCUUAGUACAAAUUAUGUUUAUGAUAUGGGACAAUAUUCUCGUCUAUUUUUCGCUCCAUUAUUUCAUGGUGAUGAUAUGCACUUGUAUUAUAAUAUGGUAUCAUUUCUAUUUAAAGGACAACAGUUAGAAACAUUAUUCGGAUCAAAAUAUUUUGCUAUUCUUGUUUUUGUUUGUUCUCUAUCAUCUAGUAUAAUGAUUGUUUUACUAGGUCAAAUAGCAUCAGUUUUGUUUGAAAAUCCAUCAUUUGCAUCUCAAUGUGCAAUCGGUUUUUCAGCCGUAAUAUUUGCAUUAAAAGUAAUUACAACACAUUAUACACCAGCAGAUAGACAUUAUGUAUGGGGAAUACCUGUUCCGACAAAAUAUGCUGUAUGGGCAGAAUUAUUCAUUAUACAAUUUAUUACGCCAAAUGUAUCCUUUUUAGGUCAUUUGGCUGGCAUUAUUGUUGGUUUAUUGUAUGUAAAUGGUCCAAUACAAUAUAUUUGUGAAAGUAUAUUUAAUCUAAUUUCAUAG